Molecule: messenger RNA, 1504 nt
Organism: [Torrubiella] hemipterigena
Lineage: Eukaryota; Fungi; Ascomycota; Sordariomycetes; Hypocreales; Clavicipitaceae
Source: the annotation of a GenBank genome assembly
CCGCCGUAUCUAAUUUUUAAUGAUGCCUAUACCAUAUCAAUUGCUACAUUUCCGCAAUUCCCGCUCUUACCCCCGGAGCUCAGAGCCCGGAUUUGGACCGAAUCCGUCUCUCAACCACGGUUUCUCCAUAUUCACUUGCACGAUCGUUCAGUUGACAACAAUACCAACAGGCAGGAGAAUCCCUCAGUAUCCAAAAUACCUCGAAAGCUAUAUACCGUGAAAAAUAAAUUGGGCAAUAUAAUCAGCACAUAUCCCUAUGGUAUAAAAAUUGCCCCAUCUGAAGGAUGGUCACCGACUGCUUUGAGCAGAGUGAACCGUGAGGCUCGAGACAUAUUCCGUCGCCUCCAUCGUAUACGAAUGCCCGUUCCGGUCAUGGGAAACAAUCCAAAAACAAGAUUCCUGCAAAUCUGCCCUGAAAAUACGAUUAUUUGGAUUGCCCAUGAUAUGCAGGAUGCUGACCGACUCACACUUCCGUCUUUGCUUCACGACAUGAUGGCCUAUGACCCUCGUGGUAUUGGCAUCACUCAGUUAGCUCUUGGGGACAUGAGACACCUGAAUUCCUACAAACUGGGCGAUUUGCAUCCUGACGAGCUCCCACCGCCUCUACAACAGUCUCUAGCUAAGCUCCUCUCCUCCAGUUUGGAGGCUUUCUACUCUGUCAUUUCACCCGACUGUGGUGCGCGCGCCACUUUAGGGAUAUUCACCUUUAGACAGGCCCAAUUUCAUCAUAAUCGGUCAGUGCCGUUGUUUUCUAGUGCAAAAUCAUAUACGCGGCUAGAACGCGACCCGAGAGAUAUCCACAUGGACUUGGAGCAUGUUGGCGUAUACAGCGAUCCGCGACGAAACAUGUUUUCAUGGAACAAGUUCAAAGCUAAUUUUGGGGAGAAGAGGAAUAUUCCUGUGAGAUAUCUUCUAUCCAUUAUGCCCUCUAUGGAUGAACAGGCGAUUGUCAGUCGGAAAGCCUUUGUUGACUACCUGCAAGCGGACGACGAGGCGUGGGAGAAGUGGACAGGCAUAUCCAAUAAAAAUAUUUGGGGUGACCGAAUGACUGAGAAAGAGUAUAUGAAUCAGAGGACAUCUCUACCGCAGGUCGCUGGCCUUUGGAAUUUCCCAUUGGAAGCUUUUGGGGAUGUGCCUGACGCAGAGAAUGUUGCCCUGAUGGACCCUGGAGCAUGGCAACUUAAGAUGCUUAAGAAUCUAUCCAAUUACCAUCCGGAGCUCUGGGCUUUUCAUUUACAUUGAAGAAACUUUACACAAUUUUCCAUGUGUUAUAUUUACUAGCUAAUCUAUUGGCGGGUGGACGGCCCUACAACAACCACGGUGGUUCUCCAUAUGCGGCUCAGAGAGAUUGCAUAGAUGCAAACGACGUACGAACCAAAAUUUCGAUGUAGUUUUGUUACGUAAAAUAAUCCGAAUAUACCAAUGCGUAUUGCUUUACAUUAUGUGACAGUCAAUGCUCUGCUCGAGUAGCAGCAAUAUCCUUGGGGAUGACUGGCUUACAAAU